This is a messenger RNA of Nematostella vectensis (starlet sea anemone), 1825 nucleotides long. RefSeq names its product jun dimerization protein 2. The record is from RefSeq and is a predicted model, not a curated record. Gene Ontology annotation, biological process: regulation of transcription by RNA polymerase II. Lineage: Eukaryota; Metazoa; Cnidaria; Anthozoa; Actiniaria; Edwardsiidae. Gene Ontology annotation, cellular component: nucleus. Gene Ontology annotation, molecular function: DNA-binding transcription factor activity, RNA polymerase II-specific; RNA polymerase II cis-regulatory region sequence-specific DNA binding. The transcript has 4 exons. The coding region runs from base 317 to 847 and encodes 176 amino acids.
GCCGUGGUUUCUACCUGUGUGCUGGCAGGUGCGCUAUUCCUGACGGAAACUAAAACAAAACCGCAAGCGUUCCACUUAUGAAAAAAGUUCAGAUAUGUUUUAUUUCCAGCAACAUGAGCUAGGGUUGGGAUUUCUCGCUAGUGCUCACUCUACGAUUUCUUGAGUCCAUCGAUACGCUUCUAAUGUUACUGAGCAUAACAACCAAUCAGAGAUCACACGGGGAAAGCUUGUAGAAAGCACAUUGAAUUGUCGUGUAAUCAAGACUCCCCUGGAGCAUACGGGUCACUGCUACUCUACAGGGAGGACCGCUCCGGACAUGAACGUCGGACAGAUGACUUCCGCGCAUGGUCUGGACCAGACCACGGUGGUUCCUGUUGGUCUGGCGCCAUUUCCUGGACCGGGAAGUGUGUCCGCUCCUCUCUGUCUGACGACGAACCAAGACGAGUAUGGCAAUGUGCUGGAAAUCAAAUCUGAGCCAUUCUACACCCUCGAGGAGAGCGCUACAGAAGUGGACAUGGACUACAUAUAUGACACUUCACUCCACAGCGGAGCAGAGAGCACGGAAAUGGUAACUCCAGAAGAAGAAGAGAGGCGCAAGUUGAGGAGAGAACGCAAUAAGGUAGCAGCAUCCAAGUGUAGACAAAAACGCAAGCAGCAUGUCCGGAAUCUGGUCCAGGUCUCGGAAGCGCUUGAAGUUCAGAACAACACUCUCCAGAGUCAAAUCACCAAGCUACACGAUGAGAUCAAACAGCUGGAAUUCAUGCUUGAUUCGCACAGCUGCUCUAGGCAUGCAAGCGGUGGCCAUGGCAACAACAACGACGAGCUUUCGCUCUCAUUGUCUCAGUAAAAUGAGUAGAGACUGUAGUUAAGAGGUAUAGAAUGUCUUUAUCAAGACAAAAAAAGAAAGGACAAAUGAAGGAUUACCUAAGUAGUGAGUGAUAGGAGAAAACGAACGUCUUACUUACUUGCUGGCAGCGUGCAACGAUGACGGGAAAAUAUUCUCUUGCACUCGUCCCAGACCCCGCCGCAGCAGCUUAUGCCCGGACACAGGGAGCCGGUAAGAAUGUCAGGAACUAUGCUGUCUCAAAAGUCUGGUCGGAAUAUGUUCUGCACUGGAUCAAAAGUGAAAUCGCAUGUAUAUAUCGUUGCACAUAUUUAUUUUAUAUACCAUAUGCAUGGGUUGCUGGCUUACUCAUACAUAAUAAACGUAGCUGAUUUUUGGUUAAUGUACAUAGUUUACAUCCUUGAAAGGGUGUAAUAUAUCUUUUUUUUGAAAAUGUUUAAUCUAAAUUCAAAUAGACGUUUUAUUUCUACCGUAAUUUUUGGUCGUUAUACCAUGAGUUGCAAUGUCCCUUUAUCAGAAUCAUUUUAUCUCGCUAAAGCAACCGCGACAAAUGUACUGCUUGCAAGCUAUCACGAAAAAGAUUGACUGGUUGACAUAGAACGCGCACAAAGAGGAACAAGGAGAGUUUGCAAGCGUGCAAGUCUAUUUUAAAUAAAACUUCAUCAAACAGGCAAUUUGAAAGCCUUUAGUUAAACGCCUAAAAAUUGUAUCAGACGAGAAAAGAACGAAGCAAUACUUCAAGCUCAAUACCCAAUACCCUAACCUCCCACCAACGCAGAAUCAGCAUCUUUCGAAAUUGCCAAAAGCAGGAAAUUACGCUGAAAAAAUAAGGAAGAUAGCUGAAACUGUUCUCAGGGGCGUUUAUUGGAAGAGGGAUUUUUCGCAUCUAUUAUCAGAUCACUUCAAUACUUGAAUAUUGUCAGAUCAUUUAUAGUAUAAUAUACAAUGUACUCUAUACAAUAAAACAAAUAUUGUUUUUAA